GUUAGUACCUAUUGCGCGUACAGUGUUAUUGUUUUGUGGAAAAAACUGUGAAUCUUAAAUAAAUUGCAACUUAUUUUGUGAACACUUCUUGUUAAUUUAAAUAUUUGUUCUUUACAUUUUAUUUUAUUGAGUGGAAUAUGUCAUUCUCGGUCGAGGUAAUUUCCUAUCCUGAGAGCCAAGAGCUGUCGCGCGCUGGCUGUCCUUACAGGUCGCCGCUGUGAAAUACUAAGAAACACUUUUUUGAAUAUUCGACCAAGCGAGGAGAAGGCGCCACGUGUGGGCCUGUGCACAACCGGGGGCGGGCGCUUCGCGCCGCCCCACAACUUUAUACGGUUAAGAUUAAAAAAAGUCUAAAUAUCAAUAUUUUCAUACGGCUAUUUGUUUUGGUUCAGAUACCCGGAUGAUAUAUUGACGAAGGCUCAAAGUAAGCAUGAUGUAGGGCUGGAUCCACACAUCAUUGCUCCAGAUCCAUAUGUUACGACGGAUGUGUAUAUUGAUGUCUUUGGCCCGGAUACUAAAGACAUUUUAACAUCGACGGAACAAGAAAACACAAUGAGCACGGGUGACGAUGACUUAUCGUCUGGAAUAAAUGGAAGAUUGAGGCCUAGGAAGUCUUUCGUGUCCAGUCCACAAACAACCAAGACGACACGAAGAUUAGAAUCCAAACUUUCGCAAGACAAACCCAAGCGUGUUUCUACCCAAUCUAAGAAUCCGCUUACUAAAUCUGAUGAUCUCUCUAAAAAGUCUGACUUUCCCUCUGUCUUAGAAUAUCUUUGCCCCUACUGCGAUAAAAUUUUUGUAUCUAAGCAAACAGCUUCUAAACAUGCUCGACGUAUUCAUUUUUUGACUUCGAAACAAGGCGAGAAAGGUGUUAUCAAUUGCCUUUACUGUAGCCACUCUGAUCCUGAACCCAACAAUAUUUUCAAGCAUAUGAUUGAUAGUCACCCCAAUCAAUAUUUUGCCUGUCUGGAUUGUCACACAAGGUUUCUAUCAACAUCAGAAUUGGCUGAACAUAAACUUAAUGUCUGUGAAAAGCAAAAACUACAUUAUAAAAGUAAAUUACCUCAAAAAUCAAACAGAGCUAGCAAAAAGUCUCGUAAGCUUGAUCGACAAGUUGUAAUACGGGACGAACAAAGGCAUGGCUAUAAUAGCAUUGUUAUAUCGUGUGAACUUAAACCUACCCACGUGACCGACGCUGCUGAUAUUGAAGACAACAUUACGACCAACUUAAUUUUGCCGUCGAUUAAUCAGGCUAAUAACCUUAUUGACAAAAAUGCGGUUAUACUACUUGAUGAUUUACAAUGGAAAAAGCGGAUACCGCAAAAUUUUUCAUUUCAUAAUACAGAUGCCGAUCAAAUUUUAUCAAGAUUGGGAGUAGUACAUAGGUCCCCUAGAACUGGAGAAUCUACUCGUAAAGAUUGGUUUAAAGUCAUUGAUGAUGCAACUCAGAAGUUUGAAAGAUGCUUCGAUACCAACUUUUAUUCUAAAGUCGCCAGUAAUGUACAAGAAAAUUUAUCUAAGUUUCUUGACGGUUCCUUCAAUUUUAAUCCAGAUCCGAAUCAUACGAUUAAAACAAGGAAAGCUAAAAAUAGUGUCCCUAUUAACACAGUUGAGGGGUUUCCAAUUUUAUUAUCGUGUGAACAGUACUCACGAAAUAUAUUUGAUGUAUACAUGCCACGAGCAAUAGCACCAAAACACAAAUGGAAGUGGGACAACUUGGAGAACGACAGGAAUUCUUUUAAUGCAGACCAAAUAAAGCGGGAUUCACAUGUAAAUAACUGUAUAGUAACGUUGGUUUCAAGUCUCGAUAUAUGGACUCAACUAUGUAUGAGACAUAAAUUUGAAGAAAAAUUUAAAACGACACCUUUUGAGAAAAAAACUGAAAAGAAAAAAAUUAUAAGUAAUGAAUUAAAAGAAAUACUCGAAAGUAGACAAUUACCACCAUCCUCGGCACAGGUGUCUCGGAAUUGUAGUGCACUUGUCAAAGUUCCUAACAACCUUGAAUUUCCAACAUCAUUAGGUCUUACACCAUCUACUAGUAAAUAUGAAAUACAACCUGCAGUUUUGAGUGGAGAAUGGGUGAGACCUCGUUGUUAUGUAUGUUGUGCCUGUGGAGCACAAACUAGGGACCCUCGAACUCUUUCAACACACAUUUUAACUGAACAUCCUAAUGCCCAAGUUCAACAUUACGAGAUACCUGGAGAAUUAUUGCUGAAUGCUGAUAUUCUUAGACAUUUGUAUGUACCACCUAGCCCUGUGCAAAAUAGAACCCGACCUCCAAGGGGUUUUCGAGAAUGCACUAAAUGCAAUAAAUCUAUAACAAUUGAAGAUCUACAUCAGCACAUGUUAGAUUGUGCCGGAGAUGUGCCAACAGUGAGAAGAAAAUGUCGAUAUCGCCAGUUUGGGGUACGAAAAAGACGUACACGUAUUCAAGAUAGCAGAAUACGAAAAAAAAUUCGUAAAGACAUACAUCGACAAAAUGGAAGACCUAGACCAAAAAUUCGAUCCGAAGUUGGAGACGCUGAAACCAUCAGAAAAAUGUUAGCAGAUUUACCAGCAAAACGCCACCGGGUAACUCCAACAGGAUCAAAUUUGAGACCUAAGAAGAAAAUUAAUCCACAGUUAGAUCAACUUACUUUUAGUAAACGCCAUACAGAAGUGAAUAAAAACAGGAAAUCUAACACUGAAUUCCAAGGUGCCGGAGAACCUAAGAAUUUUAAAGAAACUAAAAUUAUGAAAAAGAAAUUAACCCGUCGCAGCACGGUUAUGUUAAGUAAGAAAGCGAACAAAAGUCAAAGAAACGAUAGCAAUAUAAGAUAUGAUUCUAGAAUAGAAGCUGUUAGUCAUCAACUAUCAUUAUCUUCAGAUAGUAGUGCAGCCUCAGCUGAUUCUAAGACACAAGUUUUAUCUCUCCAGAAUCAACCCAACAGAAUAAAUGUCAACUCUGGACCUUACAACACACGAGAGCAAGCAAAUGGAUCCAACAAUGAUGGCUCUAAUAAUCGAGAAAAUCAAAACCCUGAGCGAAAUGAUAAUAAUGGAAAUUUUCAUGAUCAGGGAGCACCUCCCCAAAAUAUUCCAUUAAAACACUCAAUUGCUCGCUUAACGGCUGAUUCUGACACCCAUGAUAAAGCCGUCCAAUUUCAUCAUUUGUUUUUAGUGCAACAGGAAUGCAAUAAUGUAACGCAACAUGAUCCUUCUGGGCAACCAGUUUUCUUUGAAGAUAAAGCAGUUACUGUUAAACUUGAUAAACCACCUUUAGAAAGUAAAGAAAAAAUUGAAGAUUUAGACAAUCUAAAUAAUCAUAAAAACAAAUUAAAUAAACAACGAAAAGGACUCAAUGAUUGUAUUGCUAUGCUAAAAAAUAAAUUGGUUGAACCUAGUAAAUCUCCUGAGGUAUCUAUACAGUGUAAAAUCGAUGAAAUACCUCCGCCUCUUCCGCCUCCUCCGCCGAAACGAGUUAUAACCAAUCGCAACGAUAUUACUGUUCAAUGCCCAGAUGAUAAUCAAGCACCUGAAACCGUAAUAACUCCGCGCUCUAGAAAUAUAUUAAAUAAAGGAAACAUUACGGAAAAGCACGUUAAGUCAGCAUCCCGAACAGAAAGCACAAACCAGAAAUCAGAAUCAGUUACAACGCACAAAGUUAGUUUGAGUAUUGAUAUGGAAAAUAAACAUCUUGAUAAUCCUGCAUCGGUUGGUAUUGCAGAUACCGCUGAGCUUAUAAAUUGUGAUCGUAAUAAUUAUUUGCCAGUUUUUAAGAAAACUGGAAGAUCGCCAAAAUACAGUGAAUCUGAAUUAAGUGCAAGUGUUUCAGAAAGUGAUCAAAACACAGAAAAUGAUAAUUUUGUUAGAGGAAGUGUGUCUCGUCAAGCUGUACAUAUAAAUGUUACGGCCAAGGAAACUAAAAAUAUUUUAACGGUAAUAAAUAAAGAAGGUUCCUCACUGGACAGAUCGGUGAUGCAAGUUUUGGAAUCAAAUCACAAGGAAGCAAAAGAUGGACAUCAAAAAGUAAAUGAAUCAAUGAAUGGAUUGUAUGUGCCUGAAGUCAUACCACCUGCGCAUUGUAGUGUUGAUGCUGAGUCUAUAUCAACGGCACCGUUAGAUUUAUCGGGCAAAUUAUAUGUAAAUGAAGUGAUUGCCCAUUGCUCUAAGCAAGAUAUUUCAUACAACAGUUCCGCUCAUGUAUAUGAAACUUUAGAUUUGUCAAACAAAGGAAUAAAUAAAGUCUUUCAAAAGGGUGAUGCUAUCGAACUAUCCAAUGACGAAGUCGUAGUUGAUUUACGGGUGAGGCCAGCGAUUCCUUCUACAUCUACUGCUUCUUUCAAUUAUUCCGAAGAUAUAAGUUACAAUGAUAUGACAGCUACCGAUUUAUCUGUAAGACACACGGAAUUCAUGCCUACCGAUUUAUCUGUGAAGGGAAAUGUAAAACCUGGUAAUUUUAUUGAAAUGAAAGAUCUAAGUGUUAUGCGACCAACUUCUAAGUUCACCUUACCUUCCCAACACGAUAUUAUCGAAUUAGAUUUUUCUCCAAAUGAAUUCCCAACAGAUUUGUCUCAAAAAAGUUUUAAAGUAUUAUCUCCAAAACUCGGACAGGAUGCAAAUAAUACAACUCAUAAUCAUUCAUCGCUUGACGUUUGUGAUUAUGAUAAUACCAAUGCAGCAGAUAUUGGCUACCGACAACAUAUAAAUAAGCAUAUUAUCACUGCUGGAAAAAAUACAACUUCCCACUCAAUACCGUUACAAUAUAAAACAUCUGGAAAUUCAUAUAUAGUACAAUCAAAACCGAUUACAAUUCCAUCUGAAAUACACAUUGAAGAUGAAAGGUACUCUGCAAAUGAGUUUAAUCAAUCGCGAAAGAAACAACACAAUUUAGUAGAUAUAUCUAAUAUGUCCGGAUCGUCGACUUUACUUGAUAAAUCACCAAUAAAUCUUUGUAAUCCUCUGAUAAAAGUAUCAAAUGGUGAUUUAAUGUAUAAAACUACACAUAUAGCUGCGCAACAACAUCAUGUGUCUAAAUCAUUUGACAUUCAUAGUAUGUCUUUAAAUCCAAAUAAUACGUCAAAUUUAAAAACAACAGCUCGGCCAUCAGUAAGCAUUACACCUAACUAUAUUAAGGCAACUGAACUUGCAAAAUCUGCAAAGCAAGCUGAUAAACAAAAUGCAUCAGAUUUGUCACUUCAACCUUCUAAAUCAAAACGAUCUCCGGGAAACCUGACAAAAAGAAACUAUGAAGUAAAUGAAAGAACUUCUUGUCCUAUUGAUAACGAUCCGGAAACAGCAAAAAAAAUAGCUUUGUUACCGAAAGAGCUUGUAGACAUCUUAGGAAACAUGCCAGUUGAUCACCGCAAUCAGUUACUCAAUGUUCUUCCUCAGUAUGUAUCAGUAUCAACAUCCGCUGCACCUAACAGACACGAUACUUUUUACGAUCCAAAACUGUCAUCAAGCCAUCGACACUCUCAGCCUUGCAUUGAAACUGAUAAUACAGAAAUUCCCCAACAUUCUUAUUCCGGAUUGUCUAAGAGUCAACAUUCUAUUGUUGAUAAUUAUCAAGUUCAAAAUCCGUAUUAUCAACCACAAGGAGAGACUAAGAAGUCUGAAGGCGAAUACGGCCAAUUUCAUGGUAGUAUAGAAGACACACAUAAAAGUUGCUUAAAUGACAAUAAACGGCGCUCCAUUGAUCUAAGUAUAUGUGGCAUAAUUGAUUUAACUGAUGAUAAUGCAGAUACAAUUUCUUCUUCUAUAUCUUCAGAAAAGGAAAACAAAACCGAAAGCCCGGUAGUGAAAGCAUUUAAAACUAAUAACGAAAAAACAGCAAGUUUACGUGCCGUAAGGAUUAAAGCACCAUCCGAGAGAGCUAAAUCGAUUAUUUUAGAAACGCCUCUAAAAAAGACGAUUCCAGAAAAAAUUUAUAACAUAAGCCACAGCUCAGAUAAUGGAAAUAAUGACAAUAUCCCAGUAGUGCUGAAAUUUGAAACAAGUGUGACUGAAGCUACAACCGUCUCUGUUAAUGAUGCUAUUUUAAGUGACCAAAUAGAUACGCCUUUGACGUUGACCCGAUCAGAACUUCUCGAUAGUCACAAUGAACCACGAAAAGAAAGAACAACGAACAAUGUCCUAAGUAAUGUUCCCAUGCAAGGUAUACAAACCGACAUCUCGACACUUAAUUCUGAAUCAGCUGAUAAAGACAGCGUUAACACAACAGAUCCAGAGUCACUGAUGCAGAAUGAAAGUUUAGAACGUCGGUUUGAAGUAGAAAAAAUACAGGGACACGUCGACGAAGAUGACUCAGAAGACGAUGUUUCUUUAGCUGUCAUAGUAAAACAAAAACAAAGAGAAUUAAGUAAACUAGAAACUCGUUCAAAUAAUAUCAAUCGCACAAAAAAGAACAAAUCUAUCACUAACUUAAAAGAAGAUGUCGAUGCUCUGGAUAUAACUCCUGAGUUAGAAGAUCAUAUAGCUGAUCCAAUCUUCGAUAAAACUGAUAGAAGCAAUGACGAGGAAUCAACUUUAGAUAUCGCCAUCACUAGUAAACACAAGGAAAUGUCAUUUAAGAUAUGUAUAAAACCCGUGGAGGGGAAAUCUAAAUCAGAAAAAGAUUGUAGUCCAUUUAAAAACUUUAAGGAUAAGACAGUUCAGAAAUCGCCUGGUAACGACGAAUCUAAUGUUUCUUUAAUUGAAAAAUAUUCCGAAGCUGUUCAAAAUAGUUUUGAUGAUCAGGAUCUGCAUAGAUUAUCAUCAAAUAACAACACUAUUGCUAAUAAAGUAGAAUCAAAGAAAAAUAUGAUAUCACUUCAUACACAAUCAGACUGUUUGUUGGAACCAUCGACAUAUGAAUCAAAAAAAGAGAAAAAAGAUCUUCCUUACAAAAAAAUACCUGAAAGUGCAAACCGUUUGGAAAAAGACAGAUUGAUAACUCCUCUUCGUCGCAGUAGACGGGGAAAAUCACUGUUCUUUGAUAAUAGUGAUGAUAGUUGUCAUUUUCAAAAUAUUGGUGAUGUUGGGGAGCAACGGGGCCCAUACACAAAAAAACAGUUAAUUUUCUCUAAAAUGCUCCAAGAUGAAGGAAACACUGUAGCAAAAAUCGCUGAUUCAGAUGACUUGCAACGGGAUAAAUAUGUCGAAAAUAUGCCUCUUCGUCCUCGUGAUGUAGAUCUUUGCGUUCCCACGAAAGAAAAAAGACAUAAACGGAAAAAAAUAACUCAUAAAAGAAAAAAGCAAACAAAAAUAAACGAAAACGCUCUUAGUUCAAACCCUAUGUUACCUAAUAGGGCGAGCAACAAAGUUGAAUCCUCAGAUUUUGUCCCUGAUAAAGAUGAAAUAUGUACCAUUCCGCACCGCGAAAAUAAUUCAGAAUGCGACAAAACAGACCUUCGUGCAUUGUGUAGUGUUGAGGAUAUUGACUUACCUAUGAAAAAUGUGAAGAUGACAGAAAAACGUAAAUCUAGCAGUUGUAAAAGCAAUGAACUUGUUUUGUCAGCCAAGGAAAAAAAGUUAAAAACAAUCAUUGUUGAAGACAAUGUUACUGGCCGUAAUUGUGACAACAACACUAAAAAUGUCAAGUCUAAUAAUACUCAUAUUAUUUCUGCAGUGCGACGAUGUCGUUCGAAAUCUGUCGUAUCUCAAUCAACGCCUGAAAUGUGUUAUUCAUAUGAUUCUGAUGUACCAAAUAAGGUUCCAGAGACAAAACCCAACUAUAAAGAACAGUCGGAAAAUAAGUCAUCCAAUAUAAAGAUCUUAAGCAAAGUAUCCAAUUAUGUUAACGAUGAAGUGAAAACUGAAUUUGUUAAUUUUACAGCAACAAGUAUUUUAAAUACUGAUAAAGAAGGUUGUUGCAAUAAAAAACAAGAACAAGAGGAAGAAGCAACAACCUGGAAGAUCAUUGAAACUAAAGCUAUUUUAAGUUAUCCUGAUGAAUCAUCAAAAAGCGUUGAAACAAUGAAAACGCCCCCUGAAAAGAAACCGAAAAACCCCCGCAAAAACCAAGAUAAUAGUAAUAAUGAACCUUGUGAAACAUCAACUCAAACACACAUCAAAACAGAUUCUGUUACGUUAGAAACACAUAGUACUGAAAACACUGAAAUUCAAGUCGAUACCGAUAAGAGUAAAGAAAAAAAUAAAGACAGCAGUGGCUCGUCUAGUAUAGAGUUUGAUUAUAUCGUUGAAUUAUUAUAUAAGCCUGAAAAAGAUGAUAAAGGAAAGUAUCUUAUUCAGGAAAAAGAGAAGCAAGGCAAAUUGAAGCCUCUUGUUGAUAAUCAGUGCUUGCAAAAUGAAAACACAAAUCAAGCACGCACUAUAUUUAAAACACCGUCUAUUAUUGACACCGGAGAAGAUCAGGUACACGAAACUAUUGGAAAUGCUGAAGUAAAUCAUUAUCAGAUCCCUGACAAAGAAGGAGCUUCACUAAGUGAAAAAGGUCCCAAAAUUACCGGAAAACGGAAGUCGAAUAGUUCUAAUAACAAUGAAUCAAGUUUUUCUUCAGCUGUAACAAAAAAGUUAAAAUCCACAAUCAACGACGACUAUAUAACUAGAAACAAUUGUAAUAGCAGUACCAAACGUGCUGUAACAAGCAAUGAAAAUACCGCAUACACUAUUUUGGAAAAAUCGGUGUCUGACACAGAUAAUUAUGAUUACAUUAGACAUAAAGCAGCAGAGACCCAUGCCUUUUUUAAAAGAGAAUCUUUCGAUGAUAUUGAUUCUGAAAAGAGUAAUUCUCAUAAACAGAGCAUAAUCUAUAAUCAAGAGAUGAAACGAACUGAGUGGAAUAAUUCUCCUUCGCUUAAUACUUCAUUUAGUCGAAUGGAUGACAGUACCCAGAAAAAACAGGACUGUGUGGCCGCAGGAGAGGUAUCUGAAACUAAAGUUAUUUUCAGUGAUUCUGAUGAAUCUUCAAAGAGUGAUGAACCACUGACGAAGUAUAUUGGAGAAAAGGAGAAGAAAUCACUAAUUAAACAUUCGGAACGAAAUAAAAAUGAUCCUUGUGAAACGGAUAAAAAAUGCGCUUCUGUAAGUUUAGACAAACAUGUUACUAAAACCACUGAAAUUAAAUGCGCUAAUCUCCAUCAACUAUAUAAUGAAAAACUAGAAGACAUAAAUACUUCAUCUAAUUUAGAGUUUGAUUGUGUCGUUGAAAUGUCGCACAAUCGUGAAAAAUCUGAUGAUGGACACGAUUCAAUUAAGAAAAAAGGAAAGCAAAAUAAAUCAAAACCUGUUAUUGUUAAUGAACCGACUUACGAAAAUGCGAAAGAAGCUAGUAGUGACAUUGAAACACCUUACUCAAGUAAAGUUAAGUACGGCGAAGAUUCUGAUGGCGAUGACGUUAGCCUUCAUCAGGUAUAUCGUGCUAAAGAUGUAAAUUUAACUUUGGUAGAAAAUGAUCUGAAAUUAAUCGGAAAACGAAAAUUAAACGGUCCUAAUAGCAGUGAACUUGAUUUGUUGGGCGAGACUAAAAAGUUAAAAUCGAUUAUUGAUGUCGAUGCUAAUUCUGAGAACAGUAAUAAGAUCAUUGAAAAUAACACAAAUUCUGCAGUGCAACGAUGUCGCCCGAAGUCCGUUCUAACAGAAUCGACGUGUGAAAUGUAUGAUCCAUAUGAUUUUAGUUUAUUACAUAAGGUAACAGAUGCUGAUCCGUUUUUAAAAAGAAAAUCUUUAAAAAGGCUCUCUAAUCUAAAUAAAUUAAAUAAUACCUCUAACAAUAAUGACAACGUAGACGUAACUGAGUCUAACGCUCCAUCAACAAGUAUUUUAUACAAAUCUACAGCAGAAAAUUCCCAGGAACCAGUGAAACAAGGUGUAGCGACCCGACAAGUAUCUGAAGCUCAAAGUUUCUCGAGUGAUUCUGAUGAAUCUUCAAAGAGUGAUGAACCGUUAAACAAAUGUGCUGAGAAAAAGAAAAGGAAACAAUCACAAAGUAAUCACCCUCAAAAGCCUUGUGAAACAUUACCUGAAACACAUAAGAACAAGAAAACACUUUCUGUCAGUGUAGAAAAACUGGAGACUGAGGAAGCUAACACUGAAGAGCUAUCAAAAGAAAACGAUAAUGGAAGUAGUGCCUCGUCUACUUUAGAGUUUGAUUUUCUAGUUGAAUUAUUUUACAAGCGUGAAAAAAAAGAUAAACACAAUUCUAGAUCAAACAAAGAGAAGAAGAAAAAAUCGAAUGGUGAUAAUCCUAGCUUGCGAAACGAAAACACACAAGAGGCUAGUAAUAAAAUUGAAUACAAUGAGAAUUCAGAUUGCGAUGACAAAGAUCUUCACCAGAUAUGUAGUGCUAGCGAUGUAGAUGUAGCUAUAAAAGUACCCGAAAAUCCCAUCUUGCCUACAAAAAAUACCAAAGAGGUGAUUAACAAGGACAAAACAUCAGCCACCAUUCUUGAUGCAUGUAAAGUUGAGUACAAUGGGAAGUCUUCUUGCGACAACUUAGGUCUUCAACAAAUACGUGAUGCUAACGACUUUGAUGUGCCUACAAAAAUAAUAGAUAAUAGCUUGCGAACGAUUUGCACAAAAGAGGAUAAUAAUAAAGACAAAACAUCGUUCACUAAUAUUGAUGCACGUAAAGUUGUCUACAAUGAGAAUUCAGAUUGCGAUAACUUAGGUCCUCGCCAGAUAUGUAAUGCUAGUGAUGUAGAUGUUCCCAUAAAAGUAAUUGAAAAUACAAAAUCUAAUACAACUCACAGCAACGAUCUUCGUCCAUAUUUUGAAGGAAAUAAUUUAAAAUCUAAUAUUAAUAGCGAAAAGAUGGAUGGUGAAGUUACUGAUAAAUUCGUAAGACAGUCAGAAAAUGUAAAAAAUAUAUCAACAACUGUAUCCUUAAAAUAUAGCAUAAAACCAGUAAUGCGACGAUGUCGAUCAAAAUCUCUUUUGGUGAAAUCGACCUCAGAAACGUAUGAUCCCUAUGAUAUUAAUUUAUUAGAUACAGACACAGAACCGUUUUUAAAACGGGAAUCAUUAAGUAACUCUGUUAUUCAAAAGGUAACGAGCAAAUAUCCUAUUGAUACAGACACAGUAGUUAAAACGGUCGAAUCGAAUACUCCAUCAAGUAACAUUUCACAUUCCGAAAACAAUGAUCUAAAACAGGAAAAGCAAGACUCGGUAAACCUACAAAAGCCUAAAGAACAUCCGUGUGAUUCUGAUGAAUCUUCUAAGAGCGAUGAACCGUUGACUAAGUAUAUUGAGGAAAAGGGCAAGAAGAAAUCUGAAAAGAAUGAAGAGCCACAUAAAGCAUUGCGUAAAAGAAAGAAGAAAACACUUUCUGUAACUUCAGAAAAACAUGAUCCAGAGAACAGCCACGACGAUAACGAAGAGAGAAUACGAUCAGAGCAGUUUAUGGAAAGUUUUGGAUUCUUUUCCGAAAGAAAGCCUCGGAAAUCGAAUUUGCUAGCUACGAAGAAAAUUUCAGAAACAUAUAAUCUUAUAAACUCAUUUCGUGAACCCGAGGAUAAAUCUAGCAAGAAGAAUGUGCACUCUGAAAAUAGGAAAACGACGGAUGAUGAAGGUAAUCUAAAAGAAUCUUUUAAUACAUCUAAUAAAAAAGUUUCGAAACGUGGUAGGAAAAAGAAAAUUUCUACUAAAAUUGAAAUUUCCUAUUGUGAAGCAUGUAGGAAAGAAUUUCGUAGGCCGGAUAACUUUUUGCGCCACCUACUGUCACUUGAGCAUGUGUCUCGUCUAUCUGAUGUAGAAUUGAAUGUUAUGAACGUAUCUACAAAUGAAGACAUUAAUUAUUUAGUUAUAUACAAGCAACAGUUAGAUCGUUUAAAAGUUUUGCAAGAUAAAAUUUCUAGAAGAAAAAUAUAUUGUAAAUCUCUUGAAAAUAUUGCAUUACCAACAUUAGAGGAUAUUAUUGCAGAUGUUACGAGGACGGUCAGACAGCAACAACUUGCACAUCGCGGUCUCAGUAGAGACGAGGCUCUUUUUCUAGAUUGUUGUGAGCUUCUAAAUGCAAGCCAUAAUGAUGAUGGAUCAGGUAGGGCUAAAGAGUCAUCAGAUUGUAAAAUAAAAUGUUAUACCUGUGUACAGACUUCGGCUGAUUGUUUAAAUUUAUUAGAAAAACGUAUUAAUGAUAUUUUAGAAGAAAAAUGUGAUGAUGGUGAUGUAGAUUCUAUUACAGCUCAAGAUAUUAUGGAAAGUGAAGAGGUUCGAAACUUAGAAAAUGAUUUAAUAACUGGUCUAAAAGAGGCAGCAGCAAGCGCAAGUAAUUUUAAAGCUAAAUCAUUAACUACAUGUACGCCUGAGGUUGGAGUUGAUACUAAGCAAGUGAAUAGGAUUGAACAUCCUAAAGAUGUCAAUAUCAUCAAUCAAUCGGAAGAAAUGAAAAGUAAAAAAGCGUAUGAGGUAAAAGAAAAAAUGUAUCCCGAUGUAAUUGAAGACAUUGACAUGUUUGAGGAUAAAUUCGAUAAAAUUAAAAGGAAAUGUAGAUCUCAGGCAGCUAAGCAGACCAAGUAUGUGGAAACUAGCACAAGUACUAAAAGCCGGAAGAAAGUCGAAAAGAAAAAAAGGAAGAAGAGUCUCAAAAAGAAUAGCACCCAUGGCGCAGUUCCCACUAAAGGCGCUUUAAAGGGUUUUGAAGGUGUGAAAGUAUCAAUUUUAACGUCUGAAAUCAAUAUGGCAUCAAUUCUUCCUCCUUUAUCAACACCUGCAAAAAGAAAGAAACGAAAUAACAGCAAACGAAAAAAAGAAAGAAAACAUUCAGAAAAUAUUAAAAAUGAUAGCGAGCACAACAGUAAAGAUACUCAGAAAAAACUUGACGUAUACGAAUUUAUGGACAGUGAAGAGGCUGAACCGUUUGAAUUCAGACCUUCUACUGUAAUGGAGCGUUUUAAGAGUAUAAAAGACGUGAAACCCAGUACCUCAAAGUCGCAGCCUAUUGAUGUUGAUCCGGAAGUCUCUAGUGAAAGUGUGUCUGAUGGUGAUGAUUUUGUUUAUAUGUCAGAUGACUACAUUUGCAGCGAUGCUGAGACGGAGAAUAGUUUAAUGUCUUGUGAAUUAGGAAACACCAAAAAUUCAUCUGAAGUUAAAAAAUCAAUUUCUACACCGAAAAGAAAAGACACAACUGAGAAAAGUGCAGUUAUGGGGAAAAUAUUUAAGCACAAUGCUGUGAGACCUGAGAAAAAAAUGGUGAAAACAAAAGAACCAAUAAAGCCAAAAGCGAAUUUGGACCAACUUUUUGACAGUUUACUUGAAGAACCCAAUUCACCAAUAUCUUCAUCUCCUAAAAAAGAAGACUUGUACAAUUUGGAAUCCACGUUUUCUCAUAAUAGUGAUACCUCCAAACGCAGUAGUAAAUCUGUAAAAAGUCAAGACCAUGAUGAUCCCGACGAUUCAGAUUCGGAACAGUCAAGAAAAAUAGAAAGAAGUCCUACGCCAGAAUCUUGUACAAGUCUUAUUACACAACGUAAAAGAAGAGAAUCCCAAAACUCUUCUUCAAAAGAAAAAGAGGUUUCCACUGAUAAAGAAGAUGAAUAUCAAGCUAGCUCCAGUACUUCAACAUCUAAAGAAAAAAAUAAAUUUAGUUUUAAACAUACGUCACGUAAAAAGAAAGAAGUAUCGUAUGAAAACUAUGAUGAUAAGUCAUUCAAAUAUGAAACUAAGCGAGGGAACACGAUAUCUCCCAAUAAUGACGACGUCGAAUCGCUUUUUAGCGUUGAUGAAUCAUCGCCUGAUGAUAAUGACAGUCUAACAGAUGAUAAUAGACUUAAAUCGAAAGAAAAGGAAUUUAGAAUUAAGUCUACUGACACAGAUAUGGAAAAUAACAGUUUUGAUUAUAUCGACGAACCUGUUAAAACUUAUGAUGAGACGGGAGUGGCUCGCCAAAGGGCCCGUCGUAAGUGCACUGUGGGAAAACAAAAUGUUUUGGCCGAGAGUUGGAGUUCAGAAUCUGAGCCGGAUGGUAUCCCGCCAAGGCCCAAUAGCGCCGAUUCUGUUGCUGCUGGAACGAGUCGAAAGAAGAAAAAUAGAAAAAAAGACAGCCAUGCGCUUGGGAUUCGUAAGAGCGGCAACCGACAAGUAUCGGCGAAACGUGAAUCGCAUUGCAGCACUCGAAGCAACCGAAAUGCUUCGGAAAGUAUUUCAAGAGUAGUGCCAACAACGAGACCAAGUGCGGUGUGUUCCUCGAGCUCAAAGGCACGCACUCGCCCUUCGCCCUACUACUGGUCAGAUGAACAGGAGCCCGAACACGUGCAGCAACACGGCUGGAUCGUCGGAGACAGCCAUAAGAAACUUGUCACUAUGUUGGCCCACGCUAAAGGUAAGCGAAAUAACGACGACAAAAGAAACUUGGUUGAGUAACUUUUAUUUUAUAGAACUAAUUGUUUUAAAUGUAAAUAUACUGUACAUAUUGUAUUCUAGUUCUCUAUGUCAUAUUUGAUGACAUCUGACCAGACACAUUUUAAAACUAAACUGUAAUUGAUUGAUUUUUGUACAUACUGUAUAUGGUUUAUAGAUUUAAUAUUUGUUAUUGAGUAAUAGUUAAAUUCUGGUUGACAUUUGUUUAAGCUGAGGGUCCUCUUUCUAUUUCUAAUAAUUUUAUUUUAUUUCUUUUUAAACGACAAAUACAUAUAAUAAUUAUAAAAGGCUUUUGGACAUGAGCUUAUGUUAAAUGUCAAAUCCUAAUUUCGAGUAAAUUUAGGGAAAAUUUUAUAUUUGAUGAAUUAACUAAAAAGAUAUAUUAUUGUAAAUUUUAUAAACAAGAACUAUUAUUUCUAUAUCUUACUUUUAAUAUGCAAUUUUAUCUAACUUAAUGGAGUGUUGAUUAUAUAAAAUAUGUUUUAUGUUGAAAAAAUAAUUUGUUUCUUGGAUACGAUAAAUCAUUAAUUAUAUAUAUUUUUAAUUAGCUUGACAGACAGAGAGAGAGAGAGAGUGAGAGUUUAAUUGGGGAUUUUCUACACAGACCUCGGAAUCUGAUUACUAGCACUGUCAGUAGGUAAAAUUAUUUUUUUUGGAAAAGUGCAGUCCAGAAUUUCGUUGCUAAUAAAACGUCUCCACGUGGGUCUGUGGAAAAUCCCCCUGUUGGAAGGGGCUGAUAAGAUGGUGUCUGGAUAUUUUAAGAAUUUUAAGUUGAUCAAUUUGUUAAUUAUUUAUAAACGUAUACAUAAUAAUAAUUUUAAUAAUUUACAAACGAAAUCUCAAGUUUUGUAAUUUCUAGUCCAGUGUAAAAAGGUACUACCCCACUAUCAGCCUCGUUCUUUCUUAGGAUUUAAUCGUAUGUGAUUCACAAUCAACAAAAUAAGACUUAUUUUUUCUUUAAUGAGUGUGUUGAAAAAUUUGCGUUACAUAAUAAUAGUGAUUAAUUUGAGACGCUUUUUCUGGCUUGAUACCACGAGCAACAGUCUAUAUAAGAAACACGCAGUCUUGAAGACUCUGAUUAAUAUACAGAAUAUUUAGCUGAUAUCGUAAAUGUACUGAUUGUAAUGUAGCAUUAUAUUACAUUUUGUGUUAGAUCACUUGUGAUUUUGAUUUAAGAAUCCAUGAGAAUAGUCUGUCUCAUGAAAUAAACGAUACAAUAAGCACAUAGAAAGUAAUCCUUUUAUUCAACUCGAUUUUAACUUAAAUGUCUCAAUGUUGCGGUGGAUACGUAAAACUUGUAACACGUACACAAAAUAUAUAUUAUAAUAAAUGUUAUUUUAUUCAUUCUGUAAAAUUAAUAUUUAAUAGCUGAAGACCUAAUUUAUCUCUGUAAGGCUGGGGUGUCCCAUCUAUAAUUGUCUCUAUCCAUUGUUGUAUUUCUGUGUCAGAUUUGUAUGUCAUGAUUAUAAUUCAAUGUUAUUUCUAAGAUGGAUAAUUAAUGAUUACAUACUUUCUAAAUAUAUGUGGUAUCUAGAUAA
Pieris rapae (cabbage white) is the source of this 15812-nucleotide messenger RNA. RefSeq lists its product as uncharacterized. The transcript is spliced from 6 exons. The record is from RefSeq and is a predicted model, not a curated record. The coding region runs from base 553 to 14277 and encodes 4574 amino acids. Lineage: Eukaryota; Metazoa; Arthropoda; Insecta; Lepidoptera; Pieridae.